AUGGCUGCUCACUGCCGCAGAGGCUCCCUGCCACCUGGCGGCCGCGGCGCCGCCGCCGUGGCCGCCGCCGCAGCCGCCAUUGCGCGCCAAACUCGAACCGCCUGCGCCGCAGCCGCAGCAGGGGCGGCGCCGGGGACUCCUUGCGGGGCAGCAGGCGGCAGGGUCCUCCUCGACCCUCUGCCGCGCAAAGGCCGCAGGAGCUUGGAAGUCGCCCUGCUUUUCCCCUGCAGCGCCUCCCAUGCGCUGCCUGCUGACAGCUGGACGGCCUUCACUUGUCUCUUUGUGUUCACUAAACCAGUUCGAAGGCUUUAG
Molecule: messenger RNA, 312 nt
Organism: Penaeus indicus
Lineage: Eukaryota; Metazoa; Arthropoda; Malacostraca; Decapoda; Penaeidae
Exons: 2
Coding region: 1-312 (103 amino acids)
Source: RefSeq, a predicted model, not a curated record